AGGACAAUGGAUUGCGCGAAGGGUGACCAUCUCUUCAAGAAAUAGGUGGAAUCUCGUCUUUGAAGGUGUGGCUACUGCAGGAGUGAAUGCAAAUUCUGCAAUUAUGAUAGAUGAUAUUGAGUUCACCGAUGGCGAAUGCCCACCGUACGAAUACUGCACAUUUGAAGAUGAAUGCCUGCCCUGGGUCGUUAAAGGAAACGGCGAAGGGGCCGCCUUUAAAGUGGAGCGAGCCGGACACUUCGACAAACUUCCUCGAGAUCACACGACGCAGACUGAUGACGGCUAUUAUCUUCUUUUCGAGUCUCCUGGCACCAAGGGAAACAAAACGUCCUUGACGUUGCUAGAGCCCCUGCUCUACGAAUGUUUGUCGUUCUGGUACUUCCUGCCCAAACUCCAAAGCAGUGUGGUGCUCUACGCUCAAGACGAACCAAUAUCGAAAGGAGAGGGAGUUUGGAAGCGUUACCGGUGGCAGGAAACCAUGCUGAUGCUUGAUCCAAUUUCUGCUGAAACUAUAACGGAUGGAGACGGCUUCGUAGCCAUCGACGAUGUGCUUAUCAGCGAGGAAUGUUCUCAAAACAUAAGGCCGACAGAAAGGUUCGAUUGCGGAAACCAGACUAUCACAAUAGAACGGGUGUGUGACUUCGUGAAGGACUGUGCCAACGGCGAAGACGAGCAAAACUGCGGCGCAUGUAACUUCAGUAAAGACCUGUGUGGCUGGACAGGCGACGGGGCCCUGAACCGCGGCACGACGGCAUGGCGCCGGCAGGCGAUAGGCGACGUCAAGGACUCCCCCACCACAGGAGCGUACGCCAGUAGGAAAGGAUACUACCUGCUUCUUUCUUCGAAUGCUACGAGGCCCAGUAGGAGAAUAGGGCGUGCAAUCAUCGAUUCUCCGGUCAUCAGAAACACCAACAAAUAUUGUACCCUCAUGUUUUGGUUCAACUACGUUGCGAAUGGAACGACUAUAGACGUCGACCUGUUCAUGAAAGCAGGCGGCUAUACCUUCCGCGUGUGGGCUCUCAGUGCGCUGAGCGAUAUUCCCGAAGAAAGAACCUGGAGUGAAGCCGAAGUGGAAAUUGGCCGCUAUCGGUCAGAAAUAAGCUUUUAUUUCAACGGUGUUCAAAAUAAGCCCGAUCAAUCACUGUUUGCUGUGGACGAGAUCGAGUACGAAUACUGUGCAUUACCAGCUAAAGAAGACAACUGUACCGAGAUGCAGUUCCGUUGCUCUAACGGAGCAUGCGUGAUGAAUUAUGAGCGAUGCAACUACGUGGACGACUGCGGGGACAACAGUGACGAGAUGGACUGUGGUGACCACCCACUCAGCUGCAGCUUCGAGAACUCCUUCUGCGAUUGGCUGCCUCAGGCACCUGCGGACAAAACGAAGAAAACAUGGAGGCUCUACCGGCCAUCGCCAUUCCUCGUGGAAUCACCGACGCGGGACCACACGACGGGAACACCGGAGGGGCGGUUCAUGAUGAUUCAAUCGUCUACAACCGUAAAUGCAACCGUCAUCGGUCCAACACUUGACAACUCGACGUUUUGCGCGAUAACGUUUUUCUACGCAAUGCAAGGGAAAAGCCAGCCGAAGCUAACGCUCGCCAUUCGCACAACGAGAGACGGACCAUGGAGGGCCUGGUGGACACAGACAAGGCCAAGCGAAUUCUUUCACUUUCACAGCGUCAGUGUGUCACUCCCGCAAACGGCGCCUUACCAGGUGGCCUUCAUAGGAGAACACACGGUACCUGACAAGUACGGUUACAUAGCCAUUGACGACGUCCACUUUUGGGAGAGCUGCAAGACGAAACUCGGAUUUCUGCCAGUGACUCCAGUACCAGCGAAGCCAGCAUUUACGUGCGGUGCAAAGGAAUUCCAGUGCACGGGCAUUAAAGAGUGUGUUGCACUGUCGAAGGUGUGCGAUUUCAAGGCGGACUGCUCUAAUGGAGCCGACGAGUCCCGCUGUGGGUCCUGUGACUUCGCAAGGAACUUGUGCGGCUUGGAAAAUGAAGACUCGAGCGCACGUUUUGGUUGGAACUGGACGUCAGUGGAAGACGGCAAGAAGAAACAAGGCUUCCCAAGCACGGACAGCCUAUCGAACAUGGAAGGAGCCUAUGCGGCGUUAUCACUGCUUAACCCAGAUGCCCCAGUAAACAGAAUGAUGAACGGUUUGACUACGCCAUCACUUGGACAAAUCGCGCAUUCGUGUGUGGUGACGUUCUACGCCUACAUUCCGAAUAUCCCUACGGCAAUGCUAAUAUUCGGGGUACGGCCUCGUCUGGUAUCCCCUUUCAAGCAAAGCACCUUGCAGUUUCUGGGCACAGUCAGCGGAACGAAACUGAAAGGGCAAUGGAGAAAGAUCGUUGUGAAAGUCGGUAAUUGGGAUGCCGGAGCCAGGUUCGUGUACCUGGCUAACACCCUUGGCGUGAGCAUCGACCGUAUUGAGUAUAAUAUGUGCCAUCCAGACAGCCAGAGUGAAGGAUCGGAAGCAGCCGAAAAAGGACCUUAUAUGUAUGCUCGAAACCAGCGUGUCGUCGUCAGUAAAGCCCGCCUGGUUUCAAUCAAGAUGAGCCCUACUCCCGACACAGGCCGUUGUUUCACAUUUUGGUACAACAUGUGGCAUCCAAACGUUGGUAACCUCAACCUCAUGAAGCGCGUGGAUAACGAAACAAACAGCCUGUUAUGGACACGCUCAUCUCCUCAAGGCAAAGAAUGGAAGCAAGGCCAGGUGCAACUGCAUUCCGAUAAUCCUCAUCAGCUGAUCUUUGAAGCCGUGCUUCUCUCCAGCCGUGGAGGCGUCAUCGCCAUUGACAACCUCGUCCUCAAUGACUCCAGGUGCACUAGCGACAACUCUGGAAGUUGCAACUUCGAGUCUGAUGCUUGCGGGUGGCAACUGCACAACUGGGAACGCACAAGCGCGAGCAGGAGCUUGAAGCCUACCGCUGAUCACACCACCGAGUCACCCACAGGCCGCUUCGUCCUGGCACAGGCUCCUGGCGGCCGCAUGGUUAGCCCUGAAAGUUGGUACGAUGCCAGUCAGCCGAAGUGCCUGCGCUUCUGGUUCUUCCUCACCGGUACAAAUUCAGAAAUGCUCAAGGUCACCCGCGUGACCAACAAAGGUCUGGAGGUCAUGCUUUGGGUCGACAUCCCAUAUCAAGACAACAACAAACAGUGGCGUCAAGCAUCCGUUAACCUACCCGCUUUCAAUGAAACACCUACGAUCGUGUUCGAUGCAACAACAUCUGAUGCCGCGGGAGCAAUCGUAGCAGUGGACGACAUCAGCCUCGGCAAUGCGCCUUGUCCUUUCCCCGGAAGCUGCUCCUUCGAAGAGGACAUGUGCGGAUGGACCAGCAAAAAGAAUAUGAACAGCGCGCAUUGGUAUCGCCACCGGGGUUUUACAGUUUUCAAUACAACAGGUGUGCAGAAAGACCACACGUUGGGCACAACCAAAGGAUACUACCUUCUCCUCGACGCAGCUGACUUGGCCGGUUCUACCUCGGCAGUCUACAGAGUCAAAUGUUGCCCCUGGGCCCUUCAGUAUGCUUCAGCCUUACUAUUCAAUGAGAAAAGACUCUGGAGCAUCCUUUACUGUUGCAUUCGCCGACAAGACUGGGGCGAUUUCUGGCCUUUCACAAACAGUCCAAGCUACUUCAUCAAGCGAAUGGACGCGUCUUUCCUAUUGAACGCUCCGAUCUUCCUGUCCGCAUUUUCGGUACUCAUCACCGGUUGGACUGCACGUGGACGCAGUGACGUCAUCAUCGAUGACAUCGACGUACGUCGUGGAAAAUGCCCGGAGGCAGCACGUACCACAAUAAUACCUGGACCAGAAACGAAAACUUCAGUUCGUCCCACAACACCAGCAGUCCCGCAGCCCGCGCCCACACAGGAAACCACGUCAACAGAGGCACCUACAGUGCCCACGGAAGUUGUUACUCCGGAACAAGUGCCAAGUGAAACUCCGGUACCAGUGGCAAGCGAAACCCCAGAACCUCCUGAGCCUGGACCAGCCGUGCUGUGUCGACGUGGCGAGUUCAGCUGCAGAGACGGCAGCACUUGCAUUCCAUCUGCACUGCUCUGUGAUGGUGUUAAGGACUGUCCGAAUGGAUUGGACGAGAAGUGCGGAAGGGCCAAGCAAUGCAAUGAAAACGAAUUCCUCUGUGCUUCUGGCUCUCCUAGCGCGUGCAUGCCGCGGUCUCUCCUCUGCGAUGGACACGAGGACUGCGCUGGCGGAUCCGAUGAAUCUUUAUGUCGGGCAUGCCCACAUUAUUUCUGCUUGAACGGGGGCAUAUGUGGAUGGACCCCAAAAGCACCAAGUCCCACCUGUGAUUGCCGCGAUGGUUACGAAGGCCGCCGCUGUAAUUUAUUGACCAGCACCGUACCGGAGGCGGGAAAUCUUACCUCAAAAGAAUCUGGAUCUGCUGCCGGAAUUGUGACAGGCAUAGUUGUUGUUUUGGCCAUCGUGCUCACAGCCGCUGUAGCCGUUUUCGUUGUGAUCCGCAAACGACGCAACACACAGACUCCACCGGCCUUCGUCGACAAUCCUUCAUACGAUGCAUCAACGGAUGAUACAGACAUUUGCACCUUUGACGAAGGCCUCUGUCCACAAUGGGUGUCAUCGAACUGCAGCGAACGCGCCUGUUUCCAGGCUCUCAAGGUGUCGUCUAUGCAACUAGGACCAAGUUACGACCAUACAAAAGAAAGUGCGGAUGGCUGGAGUGCUUUCGCCGUACAAACACCAAAUGUCUGGCAUGGGGACGCCAAGUUGACCCGAAGAGUAAAGGGACCUUUUUGCUUCACUGGAUGGUACCACCAGUCGGGCACGCAAGUUACGACGGCCGUGUUCAUCUCGGAUAUGCUCGGCCCAUUCACACGCAAAUUCUUUCACGACUCGCUGCCGGAGAAGUAUGGGCGCUGGCAACGAGUACGCUACUCAGAGAACCGCACCGGAGAUUUCGAGGUUGGUGGAACUGUGUACUUGUUGCACUGGACGUUAUUAAGUGCCAAACAAGUAGCUAUGUAG
Rhipicephalus sanguineus (brown dog tick) is the source of this 5014-nucleotide messenger RNA. Its product is annotated as MAM and LDL-receptor class A domain-containing protein 1. The record is from RefSeq and is a predicted model, not a curated record. Gene Ontology annotation, molecular function: protein binding. The transcript is spliced from 38 exons. Gene Ontology annotation, cellular component: membrane. NCBI's taxonomy places the organism in Eukaryota, Metazoa, Arthropoda, Arachnida, Ixodida, Ixodidae. Gene Ontology annotation, biological process: nervous system development. The coding region runs from base 104 to 5014 and encodes 1636 amino acids.